Messenger RNA from Sycon ciliatum, 2200 nucleotides. Its product is annotated as biotin--protein ligase-like. Gene Ontology annotation, cellular component: cytoplasm. The transcript is spliced from 8 exons. Lineage: Eukaryota; Metazoa; Porifera; Calcarea; Leucosolenida; Sycettidae. The coding region runs from base 158 to 1378 and encodes 406 amino acids. Gene Ontology annotation, biological process: protein modification process. The record is from RefSeq and is a predicted model, not a curated record. Gene Ontology annotation, molecular function: biotin--[biotin carboxyl-carrier protein] ligase activity.
GCACCCUAGCAUAGCAGUCGAGCAGGUGAAUCAAUCAAUGACAACAAUCAGGAUGUGAUCGAGAGAAGUAAGUUCUUCCGAUCGUGGCUUGUAUUAAAAUUAUUCACCUGUUCCUUUCAGUGCCACGGUUCGUAUUAGAACUAAGAAGUUAGAAUCCAUGUGGUGGUGUAGGGUGCAUGCAGCGUUUCAAACUUCGAAAUCCGAGCUCAGUGUAUUGAGGCGAUUCGUGUCUUGUUGUAGUCCUAAUCAACACUCACAGAACGGUGAGCAGAAAGACAUCAUUGAGUCGAAGAUGGCGUCCAACGAUGAAGUGAUGCUUUCCCCGACGUUCAUUUUUUCUUCAGAAAAUAACCAACAAACGUUCCUGGAGAACUUGGCUAGGGUGCAGAAGGAUGGCAUGUGCAGUGGGGAUGUCGCCCUGGAAAUAAAGGACUGGACACAACCUUCGGGCGAUGUGGAGUCCUCAGUUGACCUCACUAUCAACAGCAAGAAAAUCCCAGUUCUGUUCUGCAAUGACCCACCAGUCUGGAGUCGCUUUGACUUUGGCAAAUUCAACCGGCAUCUAGCAACACAGGAGAUGGGCCGCAUGAUGAUGUAUAGCGAGCUGACAUCUUCCACGCAGGCAAUUCUGAGCGGCAAUGUCAAGUUUCUCGGCCAGAUUCCCGCAGGAGCCGGCCUGGUCUAUCUUGCUCUACAGCAGACGCAAGGAAAAGGUCGCCGCGACAACAAGUGGGUGUCACCGUACGGGUGCUUGCUGUUUUCCGCUCAUGCUGACAUUCCGAAAGGCACGCCAUUGGCUGGCAACAUGGCUUUUAUUCAGUAUCUGUGCAGUCUGGCUGUUGUGAAAGGUAUUCAGGGAAUCUCCGGUUAUGAGGCUCUCGACCUGCGGCUCAAGUGGCCGAAUGACAUCUACUACGGAGCACACACGAAGGUCGGUGGUGUCUUGAUCGACUGCUCUUCCGGCUCCUGGGGUACAUCUGCCAUUAUCGGAUGCGGACUAAACGUAACCAACUCUGAUCCGACAACGUGUCUGAAUGAUAUCGUGAAGGCGUAUAGCGAAGAGCACUCCGUCUCGCUUGCUCCACUCAGCCUGGAGCAGGUCCUGGCUGUGACGCUUAACCAGCUGGAGUUGCUGUGGAACCAGUUUCAGAAGUUUGGACCCGCGUCGUUCCUGGACGAAUACUAUGAAAAGUGGCUGCACAGUGGAGCUAAGGUUACUCUGGGCGGUGAUGAAAGUGGCGAGGAGGUCACCAUAUUCGGCAUCAAUGACAGCGGUUACUUGCAGGUACGACGGCCAUCGGGCGAUAUCGUUGUCGUACAACCGGACGGCAACAGCUUUGACAUGAUGAAAGGCCUGGUGAUUGUGCGCAAGGCAUGAUGCCCCGUGCAGCAAUCGCCGUAAUGCAGUGCAGCCCUGCGGAUAGAGAGGUUGCCGGUUUGAACACCGGCUUGAAAACCAGACCGCGUCUGUAGCUGCCUUUUCACUGCCCUUGGGAUAGCCCUCAAACCAGACCGCGUGACACUGUAGCUGCCUUUUCACUGCCCAUGGAAUAGCCCUGUACAUUGCCGGUGGCUACGCUGCUCGCUAUCAGCACUUGUCCUGUGUUGAGCCUGCGCUGCUCAUGAUGCCUGUCCACCCUCCACGCGCCCGCGCGCUCGCACACCCACCCACAUGUAUCACACAAACGUGCGCGAGCACAGACACACACACACACACACACACACACACACACACACACACACACACACACACACACACACAUUUUAAACCUCACUGGCUACUCGGCGUAACUUGUUAUAUUCACAUCCUUCACGGACACCUCCACUCCACUAGGGUCUCUGGUAAAAUAGCAGGAGCUGACUUUUAAAACUUCUUUAUAUUGGAGCUUGAGUGUGAUGUUCUGCCUCUCCCCCCCCCCAUUCUUGUUUCUUUUUAGUCAUGUUUCAGCUACUGCAAUCCGCUCCCUAUUAAUCCUGUUACUCAUGCUGUUGACAAUCCUAACUUCGCCGUCUCUUGAUUGCGUUUUAUCUCUAAAAAUUCCUCCAAUCAGAUAUUUGAAUAACCCUUUUUUUUGUCGUGUGGCAAUGAAGCUCCGUGAUAAUUAUGCUACUCAAGAAUUCAUGUUGAAUGCCAUUUUUAUUCCUCGUUUGGGAGCUGGCGACUGUUUUUGAUUCCGUCUCAAUUGUAAAACUGAUCACA